UGCUUAUAUAAACGGAUAGGUAGCAAAGUUCUGCAAACUCUGUUGGUAGAUUGUUCGUCAAGUGCAGUGAUUUAGGUAUUUUUCAAGAAUACCCGGUUUUAUUCAACACUCAAGUUUCGUUUUCAUACAUUUCAGAAUGAAGAUCGCAGCCGGGAUUUUCCUAUUGAUAGCUGGUGCAUUGGCAUACCCAGUCGCAGAAACCGACGUAAAAAACCAGGAGGUCCCUCUCGUCAUCACCGAUUACUCCUCGGUGGCCAAAGCUGAAGAUCAAGUGGUCCACGACGCCCCCCAUGGAGUACCCGGUCACGUGCACGACUCAGAGGAAUCCUCGUCGUCAGAAAGCGCAGAAAAAUCCGCCGAAAUCGAAAAACCCAAGGACGAAAACAAACAGGACAAAUCCAGCGAAAGCAGCGAAGAAGGUGUGAUGCAAGAUGGCAUCCCUGCUUCCACAUUGAAGCCCGCCGUCGAAAAGAAAGAAGUUAAGGAAGAAGCGAAAGAACAGCCCAAACCCCAAGAACCUUCCCCAAUUGCCGAAGCCAAAUCCGCAGCACCAACAAAAGACGAAGCCCCUAAAGUAGAAAAACCAGAAGAAGAGAAAAAAGAAACACCAAUCGCUUUGAAAUCUCUACCAAUAGAAGAGAAAACAAAACCAACAGAAAAGCCCCAGGAAAAAGUUGAAACUGUAGUCGCUUCAGAACCACUGCCUACACUCAAAUCUAGCGCACCUGUAGAAAUCCCCGCUGACAAAAAAGAAGAAGCACCAGCUGAAAUUGAGAAACCACUAGCCCUUCCAGCCUUGAAAAAAGAUACCCCAGCUGAACCAGCCAAAGCCGAAGAAGCUGCACCAAGUGAGCAAAAAGUCGAAGCUGCCCCUGUAGCUGAAGAGGCUGUGCCCCAACUGAAAUCAGCUGAGAAAUUGGAAGAUAAACUCGUAGUUCCUACCACUGAGAAAAUCGCUGAAAAGGAGAAAGCUCUCCCUGAAAAGAAGGAGGAACUUGUUGAAAAACCAGAAGACAACAAAGUCGAAGAAAUCAAACAGGAGGAGAAAAAACCCGAAGCAAUCAAAGCUGAAGAGGCAAAACCUAUCGAAUUGCCCAAAGCUAAAUCAGUCCAAGAAGUACAGACCGAGGAAAAGAAACCAGAAGAAAUCCCAUCAGUCAAACCUAAGGAAAUAGUUCCCUCAGUAAAAUCCAUCAGCGAAGGAGAAGACAAGAAAAUUGAAAAGGAAACUUUACCCGAAGCACCAGUUGCUUUAGAAUCUAAACCUGCUGAACCUAAAGUAGAAGAACCUAAAGUAGAAGAAAAACCUAAACUAGAAGAAAAACCCAUAGUGGAAGAAAAACCAAAAGCUGAAGAACCAAAGGCAACAGCCAAAUCGAUCGAAGAAAGUAAAACUGAAGAGAAGAAAACCGAAGUAGUAACAACAGAAAAAUUACCCAUCACCAGUGCAUCAAGUUCUUGAAAUUUCUAGGAAUUCUCCAACUAUACAAGUUCCACAGACUGAAGGAGGUUUGCUUGCCCUUUUGUUCCAAAGCACUUAAAAUACGUGAACAUCUGGUUAACCAGACCUCGAUCCAUCGAUUUUUAUUUAUAUUGUGCUCGAAUUCCUUAUGGUGGAGUGCGUGUUGCUGUCGACAGGGUGGUCAACAAUUAUUGUUUUUCGUUGUGAAAUAGUGUCAUCAUCGCUCAAUGAAGGACUUUAUACAUCAUUUCAUACAUAACCGACUUUGCCAACUAGGUUGAUAAGUACGUCACAAUUUUAGAUUAUACAAGUAAUUUAAAGAAUUAAUUUAUGUAUUUGAACCAUUGAAUAAAGUUUGAUACAUA
Coccinella septempunctata (seven-spotted ladybird) is the source of this 1827-nucleotide messenger RNA. Its product is annotated as neurofilament heavy polypeptide-like. The transcript is spliced from 2 exons. Lineage: Eukaryota; Metazoa; Arthropoda; Insecta; Coleoptera; Coccinellidae. The record is from RefSeq and is a predicted model, not a curated record. Bases 137 to 1462 code for a protein of 441 amino acids.